AUGGUCCGCCCGGGGGCCGCCGAUCCCGGUGCCGCCGUGGAGCGGCUCUGCCGGGAGCUCAACCUGGACGCGGCGAGCGCGGCCGAGGCGCUGCGCGACUUCACGGCGCUGCGGGGCACCUACAGCCUGGAGGGCGAAGCGCUGCACUGGUUGGCCUGCGCGCUGUACGUCGCCUGCCGCCGGAGCCGCGUGCCCACCGUGGGGAGCAGCCCGAUGGAGGGGAACGGCGUCUCCCUGACCCGCAUCCUGCGCUCCGCACGCCUCAGUUUAAUUCAGUUUUUUAGCAAAAUGAAGAAGUGGAUGGACAUGUCAAACCUGCCCCAGGAAUUCCGAGAGCGAGUUGAGAGGCUGGAGAGAAAUUUUGAAGUGUCAACUGUGAUUUUCAAAAAGUUUGAACCAAUAUUUUUUGAUAUAUUUCAAAACCCUUUUGAAGAAACUUCCAAACCGCAUCGAAGCAGGAAGCAGAGGCGGGUGCCAUGCAGUGUCAAAGAUCUCUUCAACUUCUGCUGGACUCUCUUUGUGUACACUAAGGGUAAUUUCCGUAUGAUUGGAGAUGAUUUAGUAAAUUCCUAUCAUUUACUUCUGUGCUGCUUGGACCUGAUUUUUGCCAAUGCCCUUCUGUGUCCAAACAGAAGAGAUUUGGUAAAUCCAUCAUUUAAAGGCUUACCCGUGGAAUCCCUCACUCUGGAGAUGAAAGGCUCUGAGGAUCCUCCCUGCAUCAUUGGCACGCUCUGCGAGCUGCACGACGGGCUCCUGGUGGAGGCCAAGGGCAUCAAGGAGCACUACUUCAAACCUUACAUUGCAAAGCUGUUUGAUAGGAAGAUCUUAAAAGGAGAUUGUUUGUUGGAUCUUUGCAACUUUACAGAAAAUAGCAAAGCACUGAAUAAAGAGUAUGAAGAGUAUGUUCUGACUGUGGGUGACUUUGAUGAGAGAGUUUUCCUGGGAGCUGAUGCUGAAGAAGAAAUUGGCACUCGAAAAUUCCCUGCAGAUGUGCCAGGAGAGAAAACGGCAGCACGAGCUCACAUGGAGUGUCAUCUGCAGCAGCAUUUUGAAAAGAAAAGGUCAUUUGCACCUUCAACUCCACUGACUGGCAGGAGAUACCUGCGAGAGAAGGAAACUGCCUUCACUCCUGUGGCCUCAGCCACACAGAGCGUGAGCCGUCUGCAGAGCAUGGUGGCUGGGUUGAAAAAUGCACCAAGUGAACAACUUACAGCUAUUUUUGAGUCUUGUGCCCGCAGCCCCUUGGAAAGCAUCAUGAGCAGAGUGAAGGAAAUUGGUGAGACCUUCUGCUGCUGCUACACUCAGUCAACAGAUGAGCAGCCAGGAUCUCACAUAGAUUUUGCUGUAAACAGAUUAAAACUGGCAGAGAUCUUGUAUUAUAAAAUCUUGGAGACUAUAAUGGUGCAAGAAACACGGAGACUGCAUGGGAAGGAUCUGACUGCUCUCCUGGAGCAGGAUGUCUUUCACCGCUCCCUCCUGGCCUGCUGCCUGGAGAUCGUGCUCUUCGCCUACAGCUCCCCUCGCACCUUCCCCUGGAUCAUUGACGUGCUGGACAUCAGGCCAUUCUACUUCUAUAAGGUUAUUGAAGUGCUGAUCCGGUCUGAGGAAGGGCUGUCCAGAGACAUGGUGAAGCACCUCAAUAGCAUUGAGGAACAGAUUCUGGAGAGUCUGGCCUGGACUCGGAACUCAGCACUCUGGAAUGCACUCGAGGCCUCAGAAAACAAAGUCCCAACCUGUGAAGAAGUGAUAUUUCCCAGUAAUUUUGAGGCCAGCAAUGGAGGAAGUGGGUUUGGGCACUUGCCCAUGAUGCCAUUAUCUCCCAUAAUUCAUCCUCGAGUGAAAGAGGUUCGGACAGAUCUUGGUGGGAGUUUAAGACGAGACGUGCAGCCAUUGUCUCCAAUCUCCGUUCACGAGCGCUACAGUUCUCCUACAGCUGGGAGUGCUAAGAGAAGGCUCUUUGGAGAUGACAGCCCCAAAGAAACGCAGAUGGAAAAAAUCUUAACGAAAGGAACUAAGCUGACAAUUGCUCCAGCAUCAAGCAUUGGUGCUGAAAACAUGUCAGCAUCUCCUGCCCAGACAGUGCUGACCAUGACAACCACUACAGGACCAGGAAAAGCAGGACAGAAGGUCACUAUCCCACUGCAUGGUAUUUCAAAUGACAUGGGUGGAAUCACCUUGAUCCCCAUUUCAAUUAAUUUAGGCCAGCCAUGUAAAGUGGAUGCUCAGGCUCCCUGCCACCCUCCUGGGACCCAAGGAGCAGACGUGGCGCUGCCUGUGGCCGGCAAGCCGAAGAGAACGGGCUCCUUGGCACUGUUCUACAGGAAGGUGUACCACCUGGCGAGCGUGCGCCUGCGGGACCUGUGCCUGAAGCUGGACGUGUCCAACGAGCUGCGCAGGAAGAUCUGGACGUGUUUUGAGUUCACCUUGGUUCAUUGUGCUGACCUUAUGAAGGACAGGCAUUUGGACCAGCUCCUCCUCUGUGCUUUUUAUAUCAUGGCAAAGGUAACCAAAGAGGAAAGAACUUUUCAGGACAUAAUGAAAAGUUACAGGAAUCAGCCCCAGGCAAACAGCCAUGUUUAUAGGAGUGUCUUGUUGAGAAAUACUUCUGAUGAUGUUCCAUUGGACAAAAAUGCAAACCCAGAUAUGGAGAUGACAGAAGACUCAUCUGUGAAAGCUGGCAGCUCCUUGGGACGGUCCACAGCAGAGAAUUUGAGUGAGUCAGAAACAGAGGAGAGAGGAGAUCUUAUUAAAUUUUACAACGCAGUCUACGUAGGAAGAGUGAAGUCAUUUGCACUGAAGUACGAUAUCACAAACCAGGAUCAUGUGGUGGAGGCGCCGCCGCUGUCGCCGUUCCCCAGCCUGCGGCCGCAGGCGGCGUCCCCGCGCCGGAUCUCGCAGCAGCACUCGGUGUUCGUGUCCCCGCACAAGAACGGCGCCUGCCUCACGCCCCGCUCGGCCCUGCUCUACAGGUUCAAUGGCAGCCCCUCCAAGAGUUUGAAGGACAUCAACAAUAUGAUAAAGCAAGGCGAACACAGGAGUAAGAAGCGAGCAAUAACAAUUGACAGUGACACUGAAUCCCCCUCGAAGCGACUCUGCCAGGAAAAUGAUGAUGUUCUGCUGAAACGUCUGCAGGAUGUUGUCAGUGAGAGAGCAAAUCACUAAAAAGCUUCUGCUGUCUGUGGAUCUCUAAGUUACAGAGCUGGAUACAGCAUUGUGCUAUUUAUUUCUGGCUUUUGUAUAUAGACAACUGUCAAGUUCCUUCAACACUGAACUUUCACCUGACAUCCACAGGACACAAAAAGUAAGAGUUAUGUAGGAAAUGCCAGUGAUCUUCAUGCCCAAAGACCACACUGUGCUAUAACUUACUCUGAGCUGUUUUAGCAAAAGAGUGUUCUGUGAAACCCAUAUUGGAUGUUCUCAAGCCCCAUUUGGAGCAUCAUGAAUUCUGAGUGUAACUCAGCUUGGAAUACCAGUUUUAUUAUUAGAAUAAGAGUGAUAAAGAAAUUAGUGAAAUCAGUGAAGUCUCCUCAAGCUUUUGGCAUUUAGAGAAGAAACUUACAAAGUGCCUUAUUUGAAAAGAAUACAGAAUUUUAUGUAUUUUAC
Molecule: messenger RNA, 3603 nt
Organism: Melozone crissalis (California towhee)
Lineage: Eukaryota; Metazoa; Chordata; Aves; Passeriformes; Passerellidae
Gene: RBL1
Product: RB transcriptional corepressor like 1
Exons: 22
Coding region: 1-3162 (1053 amino acids)
Biological process (GO): cell differentiation; negative regulation of G1/S transition of mitotic cell cycle; regulation of transcription by RNA polymerase II
Cellular component (GO): nucleus; transcription regulator complex; chromatin
Molecular function (GO): RNA polymerase II transcription regulatory region sequence-specific DNA binding
Source: RefSeq, a predicted model, not a curated record